AUGCCAGCAGUCUUCAUCUUGCUGCGGUCCCUGGUUAUCAGGCUCCUCAGUAGCAGACUGGCGGGCUCAGUGGCACAGUUCCUCAGGAGAAGCCUCUCUACGGGUGCUGCCCACCUUGGCACGGCGCUACGCCACGUCUGGGACCGCAUUCGAUCCCAGGAGUCCAAGGAAGCCAUCCUGGGCUGUGUGCUGUGCAUUCUCAACAUGCACAAGAAGGUGGAGAACUGAGCUCUCCCUCCACUUUCUGUUCAACCCUCCACUUGCCCGCUGAACAGAAACUGGACAAACAGAACUGGUGAGUGAGGAGAGUGUACAAAGGAAUGUGACAGACUUUUUUCAAUGCCCAUUUGGA
Messenger RNA from Micropterus dolomieu (smallmouth bass), 352 nucleotides. Its product is annotated as protein myomixer-like. The transcript has a single exon. The record is from RefSeq and is a predicted model, not a curated record. NCBI's taxonomy places the organism in Eukaryota, Metazoa, Chordata, Actinopteri, Centrarchiformes, Centrarchidae. Bases 1 to 228 code for a protein of 75 amino acids.